UCGGCUGAUCUGCAGCGGAUGUUUUGAGCCGAAAGAAGAACCCGGACUCCAGAGUCCGGUGCGUCGCGUGAAGAGAAGGCGGCGAAAAGCAGAAUAGAAACUGGAAACAAGAAGAACUCGAGCAUGAGGAGCUCGCUCAGGCGCUCCACCUCAUGGUGCUGCUGAGUUAAACAAAAGCUCAUUUCAACAUUUAGGUACAAACCUGUUAAUAUCACCCUCAAGUGGUACAUCUAUUCAAGGACUGAGUGCUGAGUGACUCAUAAAAGUCAAAUUAUCCAUUAGACAGCAGUUACAAUUUUCGUCUACAAUAGUUAGGACAGCUAUAGUUACUCGGCAGGAUAAAAAUGAAAUAUUUAACAAAUAUCACUUAAAAAAAAGACUGAAGGGAUACCCAACAACACAGUAUGGAUGUUUAACAUUUCCAAUUAAAAAACAAACAAAAAAAAUUUAAUUCCUUUAAGUAUUUGGGUUUUAAAGGAGUCAAUGAUCUAGUGUUUUGCACAUACAAAAAACAGAUCAAAUUUAAAACAAAUGUGCAUCAUCACCACCACCUCCUAUUAAUCAUCUCUGGACAAACAAAUACACCUUGCGACGAUCUGGAGGGGUUUUAGCAUCUCUGGUUCAUUCAUUCAUUCAUUCAUUCAUUCAUUCAUUCAUUUUCUAAUUGCUUGUCCUCUGGAGGACAACGGGGAGUACACCCUGGACAGGUCCCAUCAAAAGUCUGUAAAACCACUCCACCUGGGCCUCCUCACACAUCUAAACAGAUGCAACUCUUCAUUUGAAUGUUAUUUAUAAUUUGUACUAUGAUGAGAGUCAUAAUCUGCAGAAUGUCAUACGUGUACUUCGGAUUUUAAAUACCGCCUCUUGUUAUAUGAACACGCCUUCCACCACCGGCUGCGAGCAAGAGGGUUUCUGAUUAAAAUCGCUCAAUUUCUGUGCAGGAACAUGAGGGAGAAAUAACCUCAGUCAUGUCAUCGCCCCUCGGUGCAAACAGACCACACAUGCAGCUUUACAUGUCUUCAAGUCUCCUUUUUUUUUUUCCUCUCUCCACAUGAUCACAGCUUAUUGAUGAGCGGCGGUGACUCCCCAUCCCUCUCACCUUCCCCCGGCCCUCCUCCUCCUCCUCCUCCUCCUCCCUGCCUCCUUUCCCCUCCCUCUCUCCCACACGCAUGCAUACAGACCGACAGGCUACGGCGACCCCCCUCCCCCCCUUCCAUCAUUUUCCCAUCUCUUACUCACUCUCUUCCCUACAACAAACAUGGCCGCGAAAUCUGAUGGUGCACCCAUUUCUCUACGAAACGAAAUUCCGCCCGAGUGUCCCUCCAGGUCGGACCCGCGGCCUCCGCAGCGCGGUCCCCCCGAGCAGCGCUACUCCCUGUCGGACUGCUGCUGGACGCUGUGCGCCCUUUUGGUCUUCUUCUCGGACGGGGCCUCAGACCUGUGGCUGGCCGCGGACUACUACCUAAGGAGGGACUACUGGUUCUUUGCACUGACUCUCGUCUUUGUCAUAGUCCCGUCCGUGGUCGUGCAGGUGCUGAGCUUCCGAUGGUUCGCCUACGACUUCGCGGAGACCGUGGACAGCGGCACGGCUGCGGCCGCCGUGGUGGCGGCGUCGGGAGCGCAGGAGAGCGACUUGAGCACCAAGGACAGCGGCGAGCGGGGCGCUGGCCGCACCGCCGCGGCCGAGGUGCUGCCGGGGCCGGGCACCGGGGGAGGAGCCCUGGGCUGCUGCAAAGUCUUCAUGUGGCUCUUCCAGGCCAUCAUUCAUAUCUUUCAGCUGGCGCAGGUCUGGAGGUAUGUUCACGCCUUGUACCUUGGCGUGCAGAGCCGCUGGCACGCGGACCCGGAGCGACGUCACUACUACUGGCGCAUGAUGUUUGCGAGCGCUGAUAUCAGCAUGCUGCGUCUGCUGGAGUCCUUCCUGAAGAGCGCCCCUCAGCUGGUGCUGCAGCUCAGCAUCAUGAUCAAGGCCAGUCAGGUGCUGCCCCUCCAGGGGCUUUCAGCUUCUGCCUCACUGAUAUCGCUCGCCUGGAUGAUCUCCUCCUAUCAGAAGGUCCUGAGGGACUCGCGAGACGAUAAGCUACCCAUGACCUACAAGGCCGUCGUAGUCCAGAUCCUGUGGCACUUGUUCACCAUUGGAGCCCGCACCCUGGCCUUCGCCCUGUUCGCCUCCGUGUUCCAGCUCUACUUUGGCAUCUUCAUCGUGGCGCACUGGUGCAUCAUGACGUUUUGGAUCAUCCAAGGCGAAACGGACUUCUGCAUGUCCAAGUGGGAGGAGAUCAUCUACAACAUGAUGGUGGGCAUCGUGUAUGUUUUCUGCUGGUUCAGCGUCAGAGAGGGCCGCACCCGCUGCAGGAUGCUCAUCUACAGCCUGACUGUGUUCGUGGAGAACGUGGCGCUCACCACCGCCUGGUACGUGUACCGCGGCUCUCGUACCUCGGACUUCUACGCAGUCGUCAUGGUGUGCGUGGUGGCCAGCAGCUACGCCCUGGGCACGUUCUUCAUGUUUGUGUACUACUGUCUGCUGCACCCCGACGGCUCGGUCUCAGGGUGGGGUUACAUCGUGGAGAAGGAGGUGCCCGCGGAGUCGCUGGCUUCCCCCGUUUCCAGCCUGCCCCCUGACCUGGUGAGCAGCCCCCCCAGGACUCUUCAGAGAACUAAAGGGUCAGACAGAGAGCAGGGACCCGUGGUAGACGGAGACGUGUUUCAGGUCCGGCCGCCUCGGGGGGCUCAGGCUCCGGUGCCCCACCUCACACCCAGGACAGAGGGGCCGGUCAUCCGAAUAGACCUGCCCAGGAAGAAGUACCCCGCCUGGGACGCCCACUACAUCGACCGCCGGCUGCGCAAAACCAUUCUGGUGCUCGAGAGUGCCGCGCCGGUCACGCCAAGGAUUCAGUACCGCUGCCUGGGCACACCCAAAGAAGUGAUGGAGUACGAGACCACCGUGUGACGUGCUGAAGGCGCUGACUCUCGCUGAGCUGUCUGCUUCAGCUCCUCGCCCGCUCGGCGGCUCUGCCGGGCACGGGACACAAACACGCAGAGGGAAGGGGACUGAGCGUUGUGUCUUUAUUUUCUACAAAGGCAAGAAUCUGUGAUAUUGUCUGACGAUGGUGCAUAUUUUGGUUUCUGUAUCAUUUCUCAGGUCAGGACGUGGUACAGGCAGAAGUAAGCCACAAAGCUCACUGUACAGUGAACGUAGGGAGAAGCACAGGCAGGCUGUUAUCAAUCAGAGGCACUAAGCCCUCCUCAGUGACGGCGCUUCAGCACAUCCUCUCCAGGCGGUCGACGGCAGAGACAAGCCUUCAACAUGCAUGAUUAUUUAUGGCAGCUAGAGCUGAAGCAUCCCUGGUGUGUGGGUGAGGCGUUCAAAGACGGCAGACUUGCACUGUAACUCUACAAUAAACACAACACUGGUCGCGACGUUCAUAAUCAUACUUAUCCAUAGCUACUCACUCAUGUUGAAGGGGUCUCUGAAAAGUGCUGCUGCUGCGGGGGCAGUUCAGAAGGCAACAUUUGAGUUGAAUGUAAAAACAGUUGAAAGUGUGAUUAUUUGUGACGAGGCUUUUGAACUUUUUCAUGCUGUUAGUGGGAUUUACAACAUUCCUGUGGUAUUAUAUUCGUUUUGUUAGUUUCUUUUUUUUUUUUUACAAAAGCUAGAACAAAAAAAAAGAGAUAUGUGUGUGUUUACAAGCGAUCUGUUACUUUUGAGACAUGCUAUCACUAUCAUAACAACGAGAUGCACCUCCAGAAUGUGUAUGCACUGAACAAUAGCACACGUCAUGAUUUCGACUGCAUUUACAGGAUGUAUUCCACGGAUAAGACGCUCAGCUGUUGUAUUUUCAUACUGUAUCCACAACACAAGCAACAAGGCCGACGUUUCAUUUACAUGUAAAUUACUGUACAAUGGAGAGGAAUUUGCAGAGGGACAGCACAGUCUGUAAUUGUACUUUAUCCAUACUUUGUUGUCUGAAAAAUGUUUUUUAAAAAAAAAAAAUAGCAGCAGACUCCUAACAGAGUAGCUUUGAUAUUAUUGAUGGUACAGAUAUGUAGUACUCUGGGAAAGGCUUUAAUUUACCGACCUCUUAUUUUCUUAGAAUUUCCUCAAAACUGUUCUUGGAAAAAAAAAAAAAAAAAAAAAGAGAGAAGAUGUAAUUUGGUAAAGAAUUUUACCACAAAAUAUACACAGAGUUCACUGCUGCUAGUUUUAUGUUGCAGUUGCUGAUUUCCAGAAGAAUUUUCUGCUCUAUUUAAUUCAUUCUUCAUCCACUAAUUGUUGGAAACACCCGGUUUUACAUGAUCAGCUGACCUGCUUUACACCCACAGAACCAAGUGUGUAUUUUAAGUGUAAUCAGUGAGAAAUUGCAUUGAAUUGAAGGAAAUUCUAAGGACGGCGUGGCGCUGUAAAACGAACCUUUACCAUGUGUUUCUUUAUCAGGGUUGUUUUCCAGGAUGGUCGCAAGAGCAACAUUUCCGAAGCGUGCGCUUGUCUGUGUGUGAGCUCACGUACCAGCAUGUGUGUAAGCGGGCAGGGGGGGGGUGGGAAAGAGUCCUGCCAUGCAGAAAAAAAAGAAAGUGGCUGCGAUUAUGGUGCUAACUGUUUUGAGUCCAUCAUGUAACAACCACACGGGGGUACCAUCAAAAAACGAGCUUGUUGUGGCAGGGACCUGUUAGUCGGGCGGGGCUGUACCUCAAACACAAAGCUAAACGUUAAAAAGCCUUAAGCUGGUCAUGCCAGACUGUUGCUGGUCAGAGCAAGAACAAAAAAAAAAGAUUAACAAGAAGGUGAUGACAAUUUCAUUACGUUGGUGUUGCUAAAAUAAAGAGCAAUGUGUUUACCUUU
Molecule: messenger RNA, 4840 nt
Organism: Mugil cephalus (flathead mullet)
Lineage: Eukaryota; Metazoa; Chordata; Actinopteri; Mugiliformes; Mugilidae
Gene: xkr7a
Product: XK related 7a
Exons: 3
Coding region: 1259-2950 (563 amino acids)
Biological process (GO): apoptotic process involved in development; phosphatidylserine exposure on apoptotic cell surface; engulfment of apoptotic cell
Cellular component (GO): plasma membrane
Source: RefSeq, a predicted model, not a curated record